CCGGAAAAUGACAUCGCUGUCAAGAAAAAUGGCGGCCAACGGCGUGCAGAACCAUGCGCUUGACCUCACGGUCCUCGGCUUGAAUAGCGGCACAUCGAUGGAUGGCAUCGAUUGCGCCCUAUGCCACUUCCGACAAGAAACCCCCGACUCGCCCAUGCACUUUGAGCUGCUCAAGUAUGGCGAGAUCCCGCUCGAGCAAACCAUCAAGAAGCGCGUCAUGAACAUCAUCCUGCACAACAAGACGUCCCCUUCCGAGCUGUCGGAGGUGAAUGUAAUCCUCGGCGAGACCUUUGCCGCCGCCGUCAAGCAGUUCUGCCAAGACUAUCAAGUCGACAUCUCCACGAUCGACGUCAUCGGCUCGCACGGCCAGACCAUCUGGCUGCUCUCCAUGCCCGAGGCCGGUGAGGUGCGCAGCGCCCUGACCAUGGCCGAGGGCUCCUUCCUCGCCUCGCGCACAGGCAUCACUUCCGUCACCGACUUCCGCGUCAGCGACCAAGCCGCCGGCCGUCAGGGGGCGCCGCUGAUCGCCUUCUUCGACGCUCUCCUCCUCCACCACCCGACCAAGCUGCGCGCAUGCCAGAACAUCGGCGGCAUCGCCAACGUCUGCUUCAUCCCGCCAGACUCACACGGCGGAAUCGAUGCCUGCUACGAUUUCGAUACAGGCCCCGGUAACGUGUUCAUCGACGCGGUGGUCCGGCACUACACCAACGGCGAGCGCGAGUACGACAAGAACGGCGAGAUGGGUGCGCGCGGCACGGUUGACCAGGAACUCGUCGACGACUUCCUCACAAACCAUCCUUACUUCCGGCUAGAUCCGCCCAAGACGACCGGCCGCGAGGUGUUCCGAGAUACGCUGGCCUUUGACCUCAUCCGCAAGGCCGAGAGCAAAGGAUUGAGUCCCGACGACGUCGUCGCGACUAUCACACGCAUUACCGCACAGGCCAUUGUCGAGCAUUACCGGCGGUACGCGCCCGAGGGCCUCAAGAUCGAGGAGAUCUUCAUGUGCGGCGGCGGCGCCCUGAACCCGAACAUCACGCAGUUUAUCCAGAAGAACUACCCCGACACGAAGAUCGUCAUGCUCGACGAGGCCGGUGUCCCUGCGGGGGCCAAGGAGGCCAUCACGUUUGCGUGGCAGGGGAUGGAGGCUAUUGUUGGUCGGUCGAUCCCGGUCCCUACGCGCGUUGAGACAAGGCAGGAGUAUGUGCUGGGCAAGGUAUCGCCGGGGAAGAACUACCGCAAGGUGAUGCGGCAGGGGGCGCUGUUUGGGGCUGGGCGGGAUCAUCUGCCGCCCGUGAGCGAGAUGAUUAAUUACAUUGAUGGGAAGGUGUUUGAUAACAAGUGGUGAGCAUUGGGAUGUGUAGAUAAUGAUAUAUGAAUAGACUGCAUUUUUUUUUACGUAUAUCUAUCUCUUGUUGGGG
Aspergillus calidoustus is the source of this 1418-nucleotide messenger RNA. NCBI's taxonomy places the organism in Eukaryota, Fungi, Ascomycota, Eurotiomycetes, Eurotiales, Aspergillaceae. The record is from the annotation of a GenBank genome assembly.